Messenger RNA from Closterium sp. Naga37s-1, 4110 nucleotides. The record is from the annotation of a GenBank genome assembly. NCBI's taxonomy places the organism in Eukaryota, Viridiplantae, Streptophyta, Zygnematophyceae, Desmidiales, Closteriaceae.
AUGGCGGAGAAUGAGUGGCUAUCGGGUUAUUUGGACGCGAUUCUAGAGCGCGGAGGCGCGCCGAUGGACACUGACAAGAAGGAACGGCUGGAUCUAUCGGAGAUCAAGGGUCAGAGCGGCACAGCCGUCCGAUACUUUGUGAAUGAGAUCAAGGAUUCAAGCGAGGAGGAGCUGCAUCGCACGUGGAUGAAGGCCACAGCGAUGAGCGACGAGAAAGGGUCGCGAAUGGAGAACUUCACGUGGCGAAUUUGGCACCUGUCCCGGAAAAAGAAGCAGUUGGAGCAAGAAGCAUCGCGGAUCAAGGAGCAGCAGCAGCACGACAAGGAGGAGGCAGAGCUGGACAUAGAGGAGGAGGACGGCCCUGAUGACGCCCUCCCGGACACCUUAUCAUCAGCUGACGUGGCUACUGACGUGGACAAGGCCGCGGAUGACCUGCUGGACUCCAGUGCCAACGUGGCAGCAGCUCAGGCUGCGGCAGCAAAGGCUGCAGCGGAGAAGGAGUCCCGGGGGAGGAGGGAGAACCAGCAGCAGGGGGAGAGGCAGAGGGAGGUGCCUGCUGGUGCAGGGUUGACUGCUGAGGCGCCUGGGAGGGACCCGCUUGAGCAUGGCACGGAGAAGAGGCUCUAUAUCGUCAUGAUCAGCAUCCACGGGUUGGUGCGUGGAGAGAACAUGGAGCUGGGCCGAGACUCGGACACGGGCGGCCAGGUGAAAUACGUGGUGGAGAUCGCGAGAGCCCUGGCGUCCAUGCCUCAGGUGUACCGUGUGGAUCUGCUCACACGCCAGAUCGUUGCUCCUGGGGUCGAUUGGUCAUACGGAGAACCCUCAGAGAUGCUGAGCUCUCUCCGCUACGACCCCGACGGGCUGAUAGCGGGGGAGAGCGCGGGCGCGUACAUCAUCCGCCUACCCUGCGGGCCACGAGACCAGUACCUGCGCAAGGAGGCGCUGUGGCCGUACGUGGACGAGUUUGUGGACGGGGCUCUCACGCACAUCAUGCACAUGUCCCGGGAACUGGCGGAUCAGAUCGGGGAUGGACAGCGCGUGUGGCCGUAUAUGAUCCACGGGCACUAUGCAGACGCAGGAGACAUUGCAGCGCUGCUCUCAGGUGCACUGAACGUCCCGAUGGUCCUAACGGGCCACUCCCUGGGGCGCAACAAGCUGGAGCAGCUGCUGAAGCAGGGCCGCAUGAGCCGCGCGGAGAUCAACACGCAGUACGCCAUCGACCGGCGCAUCGAAGCCGAGGAGUUUUCUCUCGAUGCAGCAGAGCUGGUGGUGACGAGCACGCGGCAGGAGGUGGAGGAGCAGUGGGGGCUGUACGAUGGCUUUGACGUGCGCCUGGAGAGGGUGCUGCGCGCCCGGCAGCUCCGAGGGGUCAGCUGCCACGGCCGCUUCAUGCCGCGCAUGGCGGUCAUCCCCCCAGGAAUGGAUUUCUCGAAUGUGGUCGUCCCAGAUAUCGACGGCUCUGAUUCGCCCGGGCCUGAGCCUCCCAUCUGGGCCGAGGUGCGCAAGUUCUGGUCCAACCCACACAAGCCCAUCAUCCUUGCUCUCGCUCGUCCCGACCCCAAGAAGAAUCUCACCACGCUCGUGCGCGCCUUCGGGGAGUGCCAGGCUUUAAGAGACCUCGCCAACCUGUGCCUGGUGAUGGGCAAUCGCGACGACAUUGACGCCAUGAGUGCGGGCAACGCUGAGGUGCUGACGACAGUGCUCAAGCUGAUAGACAAGUACGACCUGUACGGUCAGGUGGCCUACCCCAAGCACCACAAGCAGAUGGAGGUCCCAGAUAUAUACGCACUCGCUGCCAAGUCGAAGGGCGUGUUUGUGAAUCCAGCACUCGUGGAGCCGUUCGGCCUCACUCUCAUCGAGGCAGCAGCGCACGGGCUGCCCAUGGUGGCCACUAAGAACGGCGGACCAGUUGACAUCCAGAAGAUGCUGAGCAACGGGCUGGUGGUGGAUCCACAUGAUGCCAACGCACUGGCAGAGGCGCUGCUGCAGCUGGUGGCAGACAGAGCGCUGUGGACCGAUUGCAGGAAGUCAGCUCUGGCCAACAUUCACAAGUACUCCUGGCCGCAGCACUGCGCCUCUCUGUUAACCCGCGUGGCCCAGUCGCGUCUGCGCCACCCAGUGUGGAGGGCAGCAGCACUCUUCGAUCAGGUCGCUGCCGCCACCUCCUCCACCCACCCCUCCACCGGCCUGCACUCCGAAUCCCUCCGGGACAUUCAAGACCUCUCCCUGCGCCUCUCCUUCGACGGCAAGUUCUGGGGCGGAGGGUCCUUCCAAGGAGGGUCUUUCCAGGGAGGCUCUAUGGACCUCUCUUUCAUGCUGGAUAACCUCGGGGUUAUCCGGCCCGACGGCCGGUCCGCUAGUGGUUACGCGGCUGAGCCUUCUCAUGCCGCUGGUGGUGGUGGUUUUGGUGGUUCUGGUGGUCUUGGUGGGGGGGAGGGGCUGGGAGAAGGAGCAGCGUUGGGGAUUCACAACAGGCUGGGGAAUUACUCGUUUACUGGGGGUAUGGGGUCGGAGAGUAUUGGGAGGUACCGGGAAGGGGUGGGCGGGUCGGGGAGACUGCAGGGGAUGCAGGAGGAAGGGGAGGACGGAGGAGCAGGGGCUGGGGCUGGAGAGAAAGGGUCGGCAGCAGGAGCGGCGGCAGCAGCGGCGUUUGAGGGGCUCCGGCUGAGGAGGCGGCGGCGGCUGAUCGUGGUCGCUGUGGACGAAUACGACCCCGUUGGGCGGCCGGGUUCGUCUGUUCUGGACUCUCUGUGCGCCGCCCUGGAGGUGGCAUACCGGCACAACACGGGAACGUUAAGGGAGCGCGUUGUAUGGGGUAUGGGGCCGGGCGGGGAGAUUGGUGUGGUGCUGUCGACGGCACUGACAGCCAGAGAGACGGUGGCAAUGCUGACAGCAGCAGGAGUGGGGCUGAGGCAGCUUGAUGCGUUGAUAGCAGGGGGAGGGAGCGAGGUGUACUACUCUGUACCGUGCUCCACCGCAUCGGAACUUGGAGCAGCAGCAGCUGGGGGAACAGGAGCGGGAGCAGGAGCGGGAGCGGCGGCAGGAAUGGCAGCAGGUCUGGUAUCAGCCAUGGCUCCUCUGGAGGAUCGGGAAGGCUGGCAGUUGCUUCCCGAUCCGGACUAUUUCGCGCAUAUUGAAUACCGGUGGAGCGCUGACGGUGUACGCCGGUCCAUGGGACGAAUCCUGGCGCACGCUAUAAAGGGUACAGCAUCGGGUGGGGCUGCCAGUGCUGCCACCACUCCUGUGGCAGGCUCUGGCGGUGUUUUCCCUCCUCCUGCCGCUGCUCUCUCUGCUGCUGCUGCUGCUGCUGCUGCUGGGAAUGGUGCUGCAGCUGCUGCCGGUAACGGGGCUGCUACUAACGAGGAGGAGUAUGUCCGCUCAAUCUCCUUCUCAGACGGGCUGACAGCAAUCGCCUCUGAGCCUGCAGCUCCCUCCACCCACUCAGGCAUCCCUGGGAGCAAGAGCGUGACUGGCAGCAGGCUGGGGGGUGCAGGGGCGGGAUCGAGAGGGGUGAGGGGGGCGGUGGGGAGCGGGCUGCUGCUGCAGCAGCAGCAGCUGCUGGCGGUGCAGCGCGUGUGUGUGGAGGAUGAGAUGAGAACCACGUCCCGGCGGCUGGCUUACCGAGUGCUUGACAUCGCACAGAUGCCCACAGCAGCUGACUUGCGGCGCCGCCUGCGCCUACGUGGCUUGAGGUGCCACGUGGGCUACUGCCGUGCCGCCACAUGUCUUCACAUCCUGCCGCUCCACGCCUCUCGCUCACAGGCCCUCAGGUACCUCUGUGUCCGCUGGGGAUUGGAGCCUGCUGACCUGGCAGUCGUCGUCGGCAGUCCAGCUGGCGCUGACGGGGAUUACGCGCAGCUGCUCUCCGGCAUGCACCACACCCUCAUUCUGGAGCCUCCCCCUGCUGACGUGGCACAGCACCAAGGAGCAGCAGCAGCAGCAGCAGCAGCAGCAGGGAUGGAUCCGUUUGCAGAGUACAGGAGGAAGCUGCUGCAUGAGUUUGUGCCGCGCAGUGACGUGCAUCUGCCCAACCUGGUGAACGUGGAGGAUUCGUCAGAGGACAAAGUCAGUGCUCUCGCUGGAGCCUUGGAGAAGAUAGGCUUUGCAUAA